Messenger RNA from Cryptosporidium muris RN66, 3915 nucleotides. RefSeq names its product ABC transporter family protein. Gene Ontology annotation, cellular component: membrane. The coding region runs from base 1 to 3915 and encodes 1304 amino acids. The transcript has a single exon. Gene Ontology annotation, biological process: transmembrane transport. NCBI's taxonomy places the organism in Eukaryota, Apicomplexa, Conoidasida, Eucoccidiorida, Cryptosporidiidae. Gene Ontology annotation, molecular function: ATP hydrolysis activity; ATP binding; ABC-type transporter activity. The record is from RefSeq and is a predicted model, not a curated record.
AUGGAAAUUAGUAAUAAUGAGAGUGAAAAUGGAGUUCAUACUAAUAUAUCAGAAGAUAUAUCUACAUACAAUAAUGGGGGUCAGAAUUUAGAGGAUAGUUUAAAUAAGAAGCUGAAUUUGAAUGUAAAGUAUUGUUCAAGUAGAGAGAUCCCAUUAUUCAUAUUAGGUAUAAUAUUUAGUGCUCUUAGUGGUCUAUCACCACCAGUAUUUCUUUUAUUUUUUAGUUUAGCUCUACAGACAAUGCCAGGCCCAGAUUCUGAUAUUAAUGAACAAAAUCAGUUUAUGAUAUACAUUUAUUGUUUAGUAGGUGUCACUUUUAAUGCAGCUAUAUCAACUUGGGUUUCAAUAUCAUUAUUUGAGGGUUUGGCUGAAUAUUAUGUUAGAAAUGUGAAAAAAGCAUGUUUUAAAGCUUUAAGCUCAAUGGAUGAAAAUUGGUUUUGUAAAAAUGACCCUGGUAAAAUUUCAUCAAAAAUUAUUGCUAAUUGUGUACUUAUAAGAGAAGGAUAUGGUUUAAAAUUGUCACUCUUAUAUUCUAAUAUUUCUCAAUUUAUUUUUGGCUUUGUUGUCGGUUAUUAUAGAGGAUGGAAGAUGGCGUUAGUUAUGUCAGCAUCACUUCCUUUUGUUGCUGUAGCAGGAUUUGUAAUUAUAAAGAUCCACAAAAUUUGGGGUAAGACUACUCAAGAGGUUUACUCACAAUCUGGAGCUAUUGCUUUCGAAGCUUUAAAGGAAAUUAAAACAGUACAAUCUUUGAGAAUUGAAAAUAUGACUUUUGAGAAAUAUUAUGAAUUAAUUAAAAAAGUAGAGUCUGCAGGGACUCGGGCAUCAUCAUUUAUUGCAUUAGGUAUGGGUAUUGUAUCUUUUGUUGUUUUUGCUUCAUAUUCCCUGGGUUUUUGGUAUGGAGGAGAGAUUAUUGCUAAUUCCAUAGAAUCAGGAUGUAAAGGAGUGGAUAAUUUGAAAUGUUUCACUGUAGCUAAUGUAAUUAGUAUAUUUUUCUCUAUAACUAAUGCUUCUAUUGCACUUGGCCAAUCAACUCCAUCAAUAGGAAGUCUAGUAAAAGGUAUAGCAGCAUUGAAGGAAUUGGAGGUAUUAUUUGAAUCACCUAUUAUAAAUUCUGAAAAUGAGGAAGUUGAGGUAAAUCAUAAAAAAUUAAGAGGUGAGAUUGAAUUUCGUAAUGUUAAUUUUCACUAUCCAAAUGGUGAAUAUAUCUUGAAGAAUUUUAAUUUAAAGAUAGAGGCAGGGGAGACUAUAGCUUUUGUAGGUACUAGUGGUUGUGGCAAAUCUAGUAUUAUUAAACUCAUUACUAGAUUAUUUGAUAUAAAUAGUGGUUCAAUACUAAUUGAUAAUAAGGAUAUUCGAGACUACAAUCCUAGUUUUAUACGUGAUCAGAUAUCAGUAGUUCAACAACAUACUCCUUUGUUUUUUGAUUCAAUAAGGCAAAAUAUAGCAUAUGGAAAUCCUUUUUCUACUGAUUCUGAUAUUAUUAGAUCUACAGAAAUUUCUUUAUCAUCAGAAUUUAUUAAUAAUUUACCAAAUGGAUUAGAUACUAUAGUUGGUAGUGGUGGGCAUCAAUUAAGUGGUGGUCAAAAACAACGAUUAUGUAUUGCUAGAGCUAUUCUACGUAAUUCCCCAAUAUUUAUAUUUGAUGAGGCUACAUCUGCACUAGAUAUUCAUACAGAGAUGAAAUUACAAAAUUCACUUGAAAGUUAUUUGAAACUUAAACGAAGCACAGUAAUUUUAAUUGCUCAUAGAUUACAAACAGUAAGACAUGCUGACAGAAUUCUCAUUCUAGAGAAAACUCAAGAUCAAGGUGUAGUAAUUAUGGAACAAGGUUCACAUGAUUAUUUGAUGAGCAUAUCUAAUGGGAUAUAUAAAAAUUUAGUAGAAUCAAUGACUGUAGAUAACAACAUUAUUCCAUAUAAUUCUAUACAAUCGGGUUACAUAUAUACAUCAUUGGUUAGUUCUAUGCAUGACAGAACUUUAAUGAAAUUAAAAACUCAAUAUUUAGAUAAACAAUUGAAUGACUCAACUGUAUUAGCAGAAAUGAAUGGAAAUUUAGAUGUAAGGCUUGACUAUUGGACAAAUCUUCUAGAGUACAAAGAAACCAGGGACUAUUACGAUAUGACAAAAGAGAUCAUGGUUGAACAUAUUAAAAAUUUCAAAGUAAAAAUACCAAUUGUAUCUAGACAAAAAUUGUUUACUUUGAUAAGUCCAGACUUAAAAUAUCUGUUUUUUGGUUCAAUUGCAGCUGCAGCUCAAGGUUCAACAUUUCCAAUAAUGGCACUUUUGAUUGGUAAAUAUGUUUCAGCAACAGAAUUACAUUCUGCGGUUGCUGUUCGUUCUAAGACAUCAAUUUACAGUCUAUAUUUAUUAAUUUUGGCAAUUUGUAUAUUGAUUACCACUUUUUUACAAAAUAAUUUUUUGCAGAUUGCUGGAGAGAGGCUUAUUAGAAGAUUAAGAGCUGAAUCCUUCUAUUCUAUGUUAUUUCAAGAUAUAUCCUUUCAUCAAAACUCUGUAAAUAGUCCAAUAAAACUAUGUAGUAUUCUUGCAGAAAAUGUUAUUUUUGCUAAAGGAUUAGUUGGUGAGAACUUGGGUCUCUGUAUUCAAAAUCUUGCAACAAUAAUUUUUGGAUUUGUUAUAGCGUUCACUGGUUCAAUAGAAUUAACACUUGUAAUGGCAGGAUUUCUUUUAAUACUUAUACCAACUGGUUAUUAUCAAGUUAAAAUGAUGCGUAGAACUACAAAUAGGUAUACUGGUAAAGGUGAAGAUAUUCCUGCAUAUAAAAAAUACCAACAUUCAAUAUUAUAUCUUCAGGAAAUUCUGCAAAUGCAUACAACAAUAAUUCUCUAUAAUCUACAAGCAGUAUUUAUGCGAAAUUAUAGAAGGAGUGUUCGUUAUGAGUAUUUAAAAGGUUUAAUAGAUGUUUCUCUAGUUGGUUUUUUCUGGGGCUUGGGUCAGGCAGCCCAAAAUGCAGCUCAAACAUUUGCACUAUGGUAUGGUGCUCAAAUGCUUAUGCAGCAGAAAUUAGGAAAGGGAGAGAUUAUUCAAACUAUUCUGGCUUUAAUACUUGCAGCAGCAUCAGUAUGUAGAUCUCAAAUAUAUGGGACUGACAAGAAGAGAGCAAAAAUAGCAGCAUGUGAGAUCUUCGAUAUAAUAGAUAGAAUACCCAAAAUUAAACACAGAAAUUUUAUUCGAUUAGAGGAUAGAUUAAGUAAAUUUUAUAAAGUUAAUAAACCAGUGGGACAUAAUAAAUAUAGAUCUUUUAUAUAUAAUACAAAAAUUAAUAUGAUUUUGUUUUAUAAUCUUUUACUGAGAAAAUUUGAAAGUAUUUCACCUAAAAAAAUUAGGCAGAUUCAAGAUGAGAUCAAUACAAAUAUGAAUAUCCCAAUAUCUAAUUAUUGUAUAGAAUUUUCAAAUGUAAACUUUGGUUACUCACAUAAAGAUUUUGGUUUAAUCCUUUCAUCUUUAUCAUUCAAGAUACUCUCUGGAGAAGUUGUAGGUUUUGUUGGUUCUAGUGGUUGUGGAAAAACCACUAUUCUAGAAUUAAUUGAGAGGUUUUAUGAUCUAUAUGAUAAAGAAUUUGGUUCUGUAGAAGAUUUAAAACCAUAUAAAGAACCUGAAAAUACACAUUUAGAUACUAAUUUUAUUAGAGAAAAGCAUGGAGUAAUCUACUUGGAUGGUCAAAAUAUACAGGAUUUUGAUAUAGGGUAUUUAAGAUCCUUUAUAGCAUAUAUUCCUCAAGAUGUAGCACUAUUUACAGGUACAAUAGAAGAAAAUAUUAAGCUUGGGAAUCUUGGUGCAAGCUUUGAUGAAGUCCUAGAUGCUGCAGAAAAAGCUCAUGUUGUGGAAUUUGUUAACAAACUCCCUGAUGGAUUUUUAACAAUAGUAAGUUUAUUAAUAUACCUAUCUACUAAAUAA